Molecule: messenger RNA, 1069 nt
Organism: Brienomyrus brachyistius
Lineage: Eukaryota; Metazoa; Chordata; Actinopteri; Osteoglossiformes; Mormyridae
Product: ion-translocating oxidoreductase complex subunit C-like
Exons: 3
Source: RefSeq, a predicted model, not a curated record
CGGGGUCGAUGUCGCCGGGGUGAGGGUGAAGGAGUCACAGGAGCGGGGCCAGGGACAGGAGCGGGGCCAGGGACAGGAGCGGGGCCAGGGACAGGAGCGGGGCCAGGGACAGGAGCGGGGCCAGGGACAGGAACCGGGUCAGCAGGCGGAGGGGGCGCCUCGGGAGCUGCUGCAGCGCGGUCAGGAACAGGAGCUGGCUGCAGUGGGGGCGCCUGCCCGGGAGCUGCAGCAGAUGGCUGCAGUGGGGGCACCUGCCCGGGAGCUGCAGCAGGCGGCUGCAGAGGGGGCGCCUCUGCAGGAACAGGAGCACGGUCAGGAACAGGAGCUGGCUGCAGUGGGGGCGCCUGCCCGGGAGCUGCAGCAGGUGGCUGCAGUGGGGGCGCCUGCCCGGGAGCUGCAGCAGGCGGCUGCAGUGGGGGCGCCUCUGCAGGAACAGGAGCACGGUCAGGAACAGGAGCUGGCUGCAGUGGGGGCGCCUGCCCGGGAGCUGCAGCAGGCGGCUGCAGUGGGGGCGCCUGCCCGGGAGCUGCAGCAGGCGGCUGCAGAGGGGGCGCCUGCCCGGGAGCUGCAGCAGGCGGCUGCAGAGGGGGCGCCUGCCCGGGAGCUGCAGCAGGCGGCUGCAGAGGGGGCGCCUCUGCAGGAACAGGAGCACGGUCAGGAACAGGAGCUGGCUGCAGUGGGGGCGCCUGCCCGGGAGCUGCAGCAGGCGGCUGCAGAGGGGGCGCCUCUGCAGGAACAGGAGCACGGUCAGGAACAGGAGCUGGCUGCAGUGGGGGCGCCUGCCCGGGAGCUGCAGCAGGCGGCUGCAGAGGGGGCGCCUGCCCGGGAGCUGCAGCAGGCGGCUGCAGAGGGGGCGCCUCUGCAGGAACAGGAGCACGGUCAGGAACAGGAGCUGGCUGCAGUGGGGGCGCCUGCCCGGGAGCUGCAGCAGGCGGCUGCAGUGGGGGCGCCUGCCCGGGAGCUGCAGCAGGCGGCUGCAGUGGGGGCGCCUGCCCUGGAGCUGCAGCAGGCGGCUGCAGUGGGGGCGCCUGCCCUGGAGCUGCAGCAGGCGAAGGGGGCUGUGCAGGCA